Microthlaspi erraticum is the source of this 969-nucleotide messenger RNA. The record is from the annotation of a GenBank genome assembly. Lineage: Eukaryota; Viridiplantae; Streptophyta; Magnoliopsida; Brassicales; Brassicaceae.
AUGUAUUCCUUUCUCUUCUUAUCUCUCCUAACUCUCUCCCUCCUCUCACUCCUCUCCGCUAUCUUCUUUCUCCUCCAAGCUUCCCGCCGCAGAGCUGCUGUGUACCGGCAGAAACUCUUAUCCGAACCCCAAACCAUACUCGAACCGGAAUCUUCUCCAUCGGAGAUUUCCGACGUAGCCCAGUACCAAUCCCUCGAAGCUAACCGGACCCGUCUAGCGAAUUCGCGUCUCUACGAACUUCUGCUCUCCGAUAAGAAGGAAGAGUCGGAUUGGGAGGGGGGAGACCAAGGAGGGUCUGCGAAGAUGAAGAAGAAGAAGAAAAAGAGAGUUAAGAAGAAGAAAUCAGAGCUGAUAGAGGGUGGAAAUGAUGAAUCCGGCGGCGGAAAGCGGCCUGGUGAAGGAGAUGGGUUAGUUUUGAAUCCGAUUCCGAUUUCGGAAAUCAAACCGGAGUUUGUUUGCUUGUAUCCUUUCACCUCGACGACCAGUGCUACGCAGAGGAAGAUUAAGCAGCAAUACGACCACCUUGUCAAAUGCAACAGUGCCAAAGGAUUGACCCUAGCUCAGGUUGGAGAGUUUGCUAAUUGUCUGAUAGAAACCAAAAAUGAACUACAGCACAAGUCAGAGGUGAUCAAGCGCAAGUAUUCAAUAGCAAAAGCUCUUCUCUUAAAGGCCGAUAAAUCUUCCUUUGACCGAGUUCGUCAACAGAUCUACAAGUUAGAGAUGGAACAAAAAAAGGUAGAGGAAGAUGCACUUGUAUAUAACUGGCUCCAACAACAACUAAAACUUUCACCUGCAUACAAAAAGGUUCUUGAGAUAAGCGCUUCCAUGGAACUCAAAAACAAAUCGAGGACAGAGUUAGAGAGUCCAGAUGACGAGUGUUCAGACAUCUCAUUCGAAGAGCUAUUGGAACAGGAGAAGAAAGACUCCUUUUGGCAUAAAAAUGGAAGAUUGCGAACUUGCAGAACCUGA